This is a messenger RNA of Clonostachys byssicola, 1107 nucleotides long. The record is from the annotation of a GenBank genome assembly. Lineage: Eukaryota; Fungi; Ascomycota; Sordariomycetes; Hypocreales; Bionectriaceae.
AUGACUUCCCAAUAUGUGCGUCAUGGUGCACAGAAUAUCGUCGGCCGGCUCCUAGUGGGGUUACUUGUCGUCGCCGUGAUAUGGAGAUGCUCAGUCUUCAUCCUCCAAUCAACAUGGCGAAAGAAACAUUCAACAUCCAAGUCUCAGCAAGCUGGAACACACGAACAUCAACUGGUAGCGAAAGAGUUCGAUUGGGCAACAACAGAGCCUAAGAAGCUACGCCCUUUCAAGCCCAUCUACCAUAUCACGAUGGCGAUUCAAAACAACUCUCUAUCGGAGCUGAUAAUUAUGGAUAGAAAUUAUCUAUCCAGAAUCAACCUAAGGCGGCAGCUCAUGGAGCGCCACCAAAGAACAGUCUAUGGUUGCCUUCCGACUGGUAGAGAAGCCGUUCAUGAGCUAUACGCUUUCCUCAUGGGAGAGCAUUUACCGAGCCACCACCCAUCCAUAUUCCGACUGACCGACUCCAGGAAGAUGCUCGAAAACACGGUGACGGGGCGAAGCUUUCCUGUCAACCCGUACGAGGAUGGGGAACAGUGUCUCCGAGUCCUUGGACAGACCGUCGAGGAAGACAUGUUUCUCCUCCACAAGACUCCCGACGGGCAUUUCACCGAUGCGUUUGUCUGCUGCUUCCCAUCGGGAUUCAACCCAUCCGAGAAGCUGGGGAAACUGUUGAGAGAUGUUCAUGGGCCCGUCCCGUCGUACGAGAAGAUCGGGGCGAGCAUGGAGAGAUAUUUCAGCAAGCUGGAAGUUGGGAAGAGUGUGAAGAGGAACAACUGGUCGAUUCAAACACACCCGGAACUGUUUGACUGCGGGGGUGACGCUACCACAGCAAAGGAUGAGCCUGGUCGAGGGGAAGACAUCCGCAUAGAAGAGACUUACUUUCGAUCAGAGUUGCAGGCGCUUACGAGAUUGCCCAAAACGGGCUCAGUCUUGUUCUCCUUCAAAACUUACAUGUAUCCGAUCAGCGAUAUUAAGAAGGAAGGGCUGGGCCCAGAGCUGGCAGAUGCGAUGGAGGGGCUCAAGAAGGGGAAUGCACCGGGAAUGUGGCGCUACAAAGGGGCGGAGAGGUGGGCAGAGAAGCUUUGCAGCUACUUGCGUUCACCAUAG